GCCUUCAACUCCCCUUCCUUCUUCUAGCGUCACUCAAAAACGAAACCAAUUAAACCAAACACAAGUCAUUUUCUUUUCCUUUCCUUUCUCGGAAAAUGACUGCCGGCUUCGGGAAGUGCAGCAAAAUCCGCCACAUUGUGAGGCUCCGGCAGAUGCUCCGGCGGUGGCGCAACAAAGCGGCGUCCUCGCGCAUGUCGUCGGCCGGCCCCCGCAUCCCCUCCGACGUGCCUGCAGGCCACGUGGCGGUCUGCGUGGGCACCAGUUGCAGGAGAUUCGUGGUGCGCGCGUCGUACCUGAACCACCCGGUCUUCAAGAAACUUCUGGUCCAGGCGGAGGAGGAGUACGGGUUCAACAACCAGGGCCCGCUGGCCAUCCCCUGCGACGAGUCCGUGUUCGAGGAGAUCCUCCGGUUCUUGGCUCGCUCCUCCGAGUCGGGCAACUCGGCGCGGUUUGUCAAUCUCGAGGACUUCCAGAGAUACUGCCACGUGGGCAUCCGGAGCAACUGGCACGAAUCUCGGCCGCUGCUUCAAGGGUUCGCUGACAAAACGGUCUGGUAAGAAAUAAACACGCGUUGGUGCUGACCCGGGGACGACUCGUCCUAGAUGGUUCGACGGGGCUGGGUUGGGUUGAGUUCGGACUACGGAGCUCGAGUAAGAAGGAGAGAAAGAAGCCGAGUUAGAAUUUAAGACUCGGCUGAGUUACCCGAGUUGGGUAUUACUAAUUUAUUAAUUUGUUUUUUUUUUUUUUUGUUGCCCUUUUUUACUGGCCAAUGAUGAAGCUGCGUGGUGGGGUCUUGAGGGUUCUGGCUAAUUAAAAUUGUUUCAUAUUGUAAAAUUCGAAAUUAAUCAAUAAUCACGGGCAAUGGCGAGCGGCGAGGUGAGCGAGUGAGUUGAUUCGGCGAUAAGCUCCGGAGGAUGCAUGGUGAUGGCAGGGGGGUGGGGGCAGCUUCCACCGAGUCGUCCCGGGUCGAAUCGGAGUGAAGAUUUCAAAAGUAAUUAUAAAUAAAUAAAUAAAAUUGAAGAAGCAUCAACGCAGCGCGGCAAUGGAAAUGAAGAGGGCCAGUUUUGUAAAUCAUGUGAUUUAUUUGAUUGAUUAAUGGAAAUUGUAGAGAGAUUUCAGCAUGA
Messenger RNA from Malania oleifera, 1124 nucleotides. Its product is annotated as protein SMALL AUXIN UP-REGULATED RNA 12-like. The record is from RefSeq and is a predicted model, not a curated record. Lineage: Eukaryota; Viridiplantae; Streptophyta; Magnoliopsida; Santalales; Ximeniaceae. The transcript has a single exon. The coding region runs from base 96 to 557 and encodes 153 amino acids. Gene Ontology annotation, biological process: response to auxin.